Messenger RNA from Mandrillus leucophaeus (drill), 570 nucleotides. RefSeq names its product HERV-H LTR-associating 3 (gene ANKRD13C-DT). Lineage: Eukaryota; Metazoa; Chordata; Mammalia; Primates; Cercopithecidae. The record is from RefSeq and is a predicted model, not a curated record.
AUCACUAGGCGCCCGCGCCUCCCAAGCAGCGUGUUUCCGCCCCGAGCUGGAGUUUCCCAGCUGCCAGCCGACCUCGAGACCGCACUCCCACCAACCGCGCUUUUUGUGGGCGGUCUGAAGCCACAGCCUGCGUUGGAUAUGUUCGGUGCAUGUUAUAAACAACCACUUAAACCCUCCGGAUCUGCGCCUACCGCAGAGGAAUGCAGAAUGACGCCACGGCACGCAGGAUGUGAUAUCGCCGAGAUGCACAGAAUACUCGUUCAAUCAACAUUUACUGAGCAUCUACUUCGUGCCAUCACCGAGCUAGCAAAUAUGUAGAGCACCAGUCCUGAUUGCAAGGAGCACUAUACAAGAGGAAUGACAGCCAAACAAUUAAAAGAGGAGGCGGGGUUGCACGCAAAAAAGGGAGGGGCGAAUUUUUGUGUUGAGUUGUCAGGAAACUCAUAGAAGAGUUUAGGGGCUGACUUUGGAAAAUGAUGGGCUGUCCAGCAAACGGAAAGAGGGGAGGCCACUCAAAUAUGUAUUCGAUGAAUGAAUUUCGGGCAGAUGUCAGAGUUAACAUGAGGGUGG